AUGGGAGAGAAAAUUGUAUAUGAUGAUGUAUUGGUAUUACUAGGAGAAUUUGGUCGAUGUGCUCUUCCAGGUUAUGAUAAUGAUACAUAUCAAAUACAAGAUGAUUACCAUAGUUACCUUAUUAACCAAUCCAUUCCCUCGCAUUCUAGCUGUAUGUUACGUAAUCAAUCUAUAGACCAGAAUGGGAAUUUGACUUCAAGAGAAUAUAAAUGCCAAUCUUGGGUUUAUGAUAAAUCUCUGUUUACAGCUACGUUAGUUACGAAGUUUGAUCUGGUAUGUGAUAAUGCUGUAUAUCAGACGAAUGCUGUAAUGGUUUUAUUUCUUGGUUUGUUUAUUGGUUACACCACUUUAAGCACGGCCUCUGACAUAUUUGGUAGAAAACCAGUAAUGCUAGUUUCAAACUUUGUAUUUGUAAUCUCCAACUAUCUAAUGAUUUGGUCACCAAAUUACAUAUCACUUAUGUUGAUAAGAUUUUUCAUUGGAUUAAGUAUGUCAGGCCAAGUUUUAGUUUUGUAUAUUAUUGCUCUCGAAUUUGUUGGGCCGGAUCAGAGAAUUUAUGCAGGUGUUGGUUCCUUCUUCACAUGGAUUGUUAGUUGUUUUAUUUAUAUUUGUGCGGGAUACUUCCUUCGUGAUUGGCAACAUUUACAUAUAUUUGUAGCUAUUUACUCUACUCCUGUUUUACUCAACUUUUUUUGUGUACCAGAAAGUCCACGAUGGUUAUUAACCAGGGGAUAUAACAGUAAAGCCAGCAAAAUAAUCCUAAAAUCAGCCAGAAUAAAUAAUAUAGAAUUCGAUAAAGAAUUGAUUAAAGAUAUAGAAAUAAAUGAUAAAGUUACUCAAGUUAAAUUUUGGAGAAUGUUUACAAAUUACAGAUUGUGUAUCAGGACACUUAUUAUCUAUUUUACGUGGUUUGCUGCCAGUAUGACAUAUUAUGGAAUUAUAUUAAAUAUGGGGUUAUUAUCAGGAAAUAUGUUUAUAAAUUAUGUGAUAACCACCUCUCUAGAGGUACUGGCCUAUGUAAUAGUUAUUACAACGACUGAUAGAAUUGGCCGAAAGAUGAUGUCAUGUAUUUAUUUGGUUAUAGCUGCUAUUUGUUUGACUUCUUGUAUUUUUACUGAGCUUUAUGCACCACCAGGUCUAAAGUGGAUAACAACUGUGUUAGCCCUCACUGGACAGUUUGCCGUCACCUCAGCUUUCUGUAUCCUCUGGUUUUGGACUGGUGAAUUAUUUCCAACAGAACUUAGAAAUACCGGGACUGGAACAAGUUCUGCUGUGGCGAGAAUUGGUUCUGUUGUCGCCCCUUAUGUUGGAUAUAUGAAAAUCGUGAUACCAGGAGUAUUUGGACGUAUAUCACCAUUUAUUGUCUACAGUAGUCUAUGUAUAUCGGCUCUAACAUUAUCAACUAUAUUUGUACCAGAAACAUCCCAUCUUACAUUACCAGAAACAAUUGAUGACUGUAUUCAACUGGGUCAUGGAUUUGGAAAACAGAAAUCCAAACCUUCACCAGAAGAAAUGAAAAUGCUGAAUUCAACAGUUAAAAGUUGAAGUAGCAAAGCUUAAAGUUCUAUUGCUCACCAUUUUGUUCACCAACAUUUCGCUGAAAACUUUUGACAUUCAUAUUACUAAAAUAUCGUAUUAGAAUAGAGCUGUUGUCUUUAAACUUCUUAAAAGUAAAAUAAACAUUUUUGUCC
Lottia gigantea (owl limpet) is the source of this 1691-nucleotide messenger RNA. RefSeq lists its product as hypothetical. Gene Ontology annotation, molecular function: transmembrane transporter activity. Lineage: Eukaryota; Metazoa; Mollusca; Gastropoda; Lottiidae. Gene Ontology annotation, cellular component: membrane. Gene Ontology annotation, biological process: transmembrane transport. The transcript is spliced from 10 exons. The record is from RefSeq and is a predicted model, not a curated record. Bases 1 to 1545 code for a protein of 514 amino acids.